AUGAUGCGAGCCGCACCGUCGAAAGCGCUGAGGUUGGGAAAGAAGGCACAGGAUGAAGUCGCACAGUUGACCGCAGGUCAAAGAAGAUGCCGCAAGAAGGUGCCUGCUUCAAGGAUGUCUGAGGCAUCUGAAGACGGCGAAGCUCUGCCAUCGGAGCCACAAGUGGAGCCCGCGGCCGUGGCGGUGGAUGACAGAUCCGAAGGGCCAGGCGAUGUUCCAACAGGGCCGCUUGCAGACGAGGCUGCUGUCGCCACGACUACCGAGACGGAACCGGUUGCAGAUCCACCUGAGACCACAGAUGCAAGCCACGAGCAGGAGACCUCCCCCGAGCAACUGCGGCCUGCAGAGGAAUUAGAGCCACAGGAGACGGAAGUUCCGCGCGAGCCACAAGAGCCACAGGAACCUCCGGAAGCUGUGAGCACAGCUAUUGAGGAGACGGCGCCGCCUCCUGAAGCUGCAGAGCCACCAGAGCCGCCGGAGCCGCCAGAGCCGGCCGCGUCUCCAGAAGAGGCCACGGAGGAGGCCGAGGGCACCGAGUAUUCGAAGGCUCAGGAGCUGCCGUUUCUUCCCAGCGAUGCGGCCGAAGCCGGGAAGAAGGCCCUUGCGCCCCACUGGUCGCAGCGAGGUGGGAAGUGGCAGACGCGGGGGUCGAGGCUCAGCAGUGACGAGGAAGGUGAGCUCGAUGAUGACGAGGAGGCACAACGCCGGAAGAUCGAGCGGGCGCAGCGCGCGGCGGAGCGACGGGCCAAAUCCGGCAAAUUGAAGGACGCCGUGGCACGAUUCCAGUCGGAUGAGGAGAGCCACGGCCCAGCAGGACCUCGGCUGUCGCCCCGGAGCGCUACACUCUUUCGCUUGGCCGGGGAGCUUCAGACCGCACCGGCCUCCGAUGCGCCCACGCUGCUGGGGAUCCUCCAGGAGCUCGAGCGCCUGCCAGCUACAGUCGAGCUCCUGAGGCAAACUCAGCUCGGGGUUAUCACGCAGCCCUUCAAGGACCACGGAGAUCCGGAGGUUCGCGCCUUGGCCAAGCGCCUGAGGCGUACCUGGAAGGACUUGAUCGCCACGGCUGCGGGCGAGGUGGGCUGGGAUUUCUGCGGCGAUGGUGCGCAGGGCUGUAGGCUCCUUUCAUCCCUGUCCAGUCUGGGGCUCGCGUUCUCCUCCAUCCGUUACCCACAUGUGAGAGUCGCAGAGCUGAUGCCAUGCUGGCGCAAGUUGCGGGUGCUGAUGCUCCAAGUAUAA
Molecule: messenger RNA, 1236 nt
Organism: Symbiodinium sp. CCMP2592
Lineage: Eukaryota; Dinophyceae; Suessiales; Symbiodiniaceae
Source: the annotation of a GenBank genome assembly